Messenger RNA from Ailuropoda melanoleuca (giant panda), 1621 nucleotides. It is a transcript of the gene STARD4, whose product is annotated as StAR related lipid transfer domain containing 4. The record is from RefSeq and is a predicted model, not a curated record. Gene Ontology annotation, molecular function: cholesterol transfer activity; cholesterol binding. The coding region runs from base 232 to 627 and encodes 131 amino acids. Gene Ontology annotation, cellular component: endoplasmic reticulum; cytosol. Gene Ontology annotation, biological process: cholesterol import; cholesterol transport involved in cholesterol storage; intracellular cholesterol transport. Lineage: Eukaryota; Metazoa; Chordata; Mammalia; Carnivora; Ursidae. The transcript has 4 exons.
CGUCUAGCAGGGCACUUGGCUGGGGAUUCGGCCCUCUUUCCCCGAAGAGCUUGGUGCCUUCCAAUCCGAGGCGAGCGGUGGUGGCGCGUCGCCUAUUGGCUGCUGCCGGCCCCGGCGGGCGGGGAAGCUGGGGGAGCCCCAGAGCGUCAGCGUCGCCGAAAGCGGGGAGUCCGGUGCGGGCCCGGCGCGCCUAGCCGCGUCCCACGCCUUGCUUCAUCUCAGGAGAAAAAAAUGGAAGGCCUGCCUGAUGCUGCUGCUUUUGCAACUAGACUUAAAAACACUCUCAUCCAGUAUCAUAGCAUUGAAGAUGAUGAGUGGCGAAUUGCCAAGAAAACGAAAGAUGUAACAAUUUGGAGAAAACCUUCAGAAGAAUUUAAUGGCUACCUUUUCCUUGUAGGGCUAAGUGUUGACUGGAGUGAAAAGAGACCAGAAUUUAUUCGUGGAUAUAACCAUCCCUGUGGUUGGUUUUGUGUUCCGGUUAAAGACAGUCCAUACCAGAGCCUUUUGACAGGCUACAUUCAGACGGAUCUGCGUGGGAUGAUUCCUCAGUCUGCGGUAGAUACAGCCAUGGCAAGCACUUUAAUCAACUUCUAUGGUGAUCUACAAAAGGCCCUACAAAAGGCAUAAUACGUUUAAACUUGUAGUACGAUAGUCCUCGGAUCAACUUUUUCUCUCAGCUGCAUGGCCUGUGAAUAUCAUCCUUUCUUCUCUUCUGUGUAGCCUAUAGAAAAAUUUGAGAUGAUUUGUUGGUUUAUUUUAUUCCUAAAGUAAAUAGUUAUCUAAGAGAGGACAUUUCCGUUUUCUUGGACAGUGAUUUGCACACUGUUUGGUACAGAAGUAUGUCUAAGCGUGGAGAGGAUGACAGAUGUCCAUGAAGAAGUAGGUAUACUUUGACCUGAACUCUUAAGAAACUGAAUGUUGCCUCAGUGUGAAUAUUUUCAUAAUGUUAGAAGAAAUUCGAGAAAGCACAGGCUUCAUGCUGUUCGUUAAAAUCAUCUGUUUUAGAGCUUUAUGAACACUUUAUAAGUUUUAACUAUUUUUGGAAGUCAAAUAUUAGUGCUUUACUUGUGGCAUGCUCUGUGAGUUUGCCAAUAUCUUGGACUAAAGAGAAAGCUCUUUAUGUUUUAUAAAGGUGAACUUCAUUAUCAGUUGACUUGUACUACUGUGAGUACUGAAAAAAUUAGACAUAGAAAAAGUAUAGAUACAGUAAGUAUAGAUACAAUUCAAAUACAGUUGUUUUGAUACCUAGAUAACAUUAUUUUGUGGAUAUCUUUAAAAAUGUAUUUGUAUCUUCCUGUGCGUUUAUUUCAGAAGGCUUAAAAAGCGUUUAUGCUUGGAUAAGACAAUACAAAGAACUGCCAAAUAUGUGCUGGGGACACCACAUUGAUUGCAUUGUGUGAACUGGUUGGUGGUAUCCUGAUUCACCAACAGCAGAUUGUCUAGAAAUCAAAUUCAGUGAGUGUUUUUGUUACUGUUUCAGUUUUUUUUUUUUUUAAGAUAAGCCCUUGAGAAAUAGCUUUUAAUUCUGAGAAGUAUCAGAUAUUCUGUAGGAAAAUAAUCAGAUUUUCAGUCUUUCUUAUUUGAUCCAUGUUCACAUUUCAGUUUUAAAGUAUAACUCAAC